Molecule: messenger RNA, 504 nt
Organism: Trichomonas vaginalis G3
Lineage: Eukaryota; Parabasalia; Trichomonadida; Trichomonadidae
Exons: 1
Coding region: 1-504 (167 amino acids)
Source: RefSeq, a predicted model, not a curated record
AUGACUACUGCCAAAUCUAUAAGCAGAGAAUGGCUAUUUGAAGCUAAAAGAAGAAUAGAAGAAGGUGAAUCUUACAAAAGUGUGGGAAAGGAAGUUGAAUUGGAAAAUGGUAAAAUUAAAUUGAAUGUUGCCGAAAAUACAAUAAGAAAAGCAUUUCAACUUCAAGAAAUCAAAUUACCAAAAGUUAGUCGCGGCAGAAAACCAAAUCCACCAACAUUUGAGCAAAAACAAUUAAUUAAUUCUUGUGUUUCACAAUAUAAAGGAGGAAUUUCAAAAACUUAUUUAUUGAUUAAAAGGUUUCAAAAUAUUGCUCAAAAUCCCGAUUGUGAGAAAGAAAAAGAAGAAAUUGCAAAAGAAUUUGAAAAUAUAGAAGAUUUGACAAAAGAUCAAAUUUUUGACAAUUUACAAAAAAUAAAGCAUCAUCAAGUGGAAAAAUUUAUGAUGGAAUCAGGUUUAUCUUCAAAAAGAGAUUACAAACCAGCAGAUCCAGUUAGUAUGGCUUAG